UCUCAUUACCACCAUCACUACCACCUUCAAUAAUUCCUUUAAUUUUUUUCCAGUUCACCAAAGUUGUGUGUGCUUGAUCAUAACUUUAGUCCCAAUGGCGGAAACCGGUGGUGGCGUUACAGUCACAGAAAAACUAAAAGGAUGGUUCCCUGAAAGGGUUCAACUCCAUAUAGCCAUGUUGGCUUUGCAAUUUGGUUAUGCUGGUUUUCAUGUGGUGUCUAGAGCUGCCCUUAAUAUGGGCAUUUCUAAGAUCGUAUUUCCUGUUUAUCGGAACAUUCUCGCGUUCAUUCUCUUGCUCCCUUUCGCAUAUUUCCUUGAGAAGAAGGAGCGACCACCGAUUAACUGGGGUUUAGCAGUUCACUUCUUCCUUCUCGCGAUUGUUGGCAUAACCGCAAAUCAAGCUUUCUACUUGUUGGGUUUGGACAACACUUCUCCCACAUUCGCUUCCGCCCUUCAAAACUCGGUUCCCGCCAUAACAUUCCUCAUGGCCACCAUUCUUGGUAUAGAAAAGGUGAGGCUAGACAGGAAAGACGGGAUAUCAAAAGUGGUUGGAACUUUAUUCUGCAUAGCGGGGGCAUCCGUGAUCACUUUAUUCAAGGGUCCCACCAUAUACAGCCCGUCCCCAACGCUAAACAGCGUCAGGGCAGCUUCCCCCGUGUUGCAGUCACUAGGUGACGCAACCGGGAAAAGCUGGACCCUUGGCUGUUUGUUUUUGAUUGGUCAUUGUUUGUCAUGGUCCGGAUGGCUUGUGUUGCAAGCCCCUGUCCUAAAGAAGUACCCGGCUCGUCUCUCUUUCACAUCUUAUCAAUUAUUCUUCGGAAUCCUACAGUUUCUUGUUGUGGCCGCGUUUAUGGAAAGAGAUAUUAACGCUUGGUUUAUUCGCACGGGGGCUGAGCUCUUUAGCGUGUUUUAUGCGGGUGUGGUCGCAUCCGGGAUUGCAUUUGCUGUACAGAUAUGGUGCAUUGACAGAGGUGGCCCGGUUUUUGUGGCCUUGUAUCAACCCGUUCAGACCCUCGUUGUCGCUCUCAUGGCUUCAGUCGCUUUAGGCGAAGAGUUCUAUUUGGGCGGGAUAAUAGGAGCGGUAUUGAUCAUAACCGGAUUGUAUCUAGUGCUAUGGGGAAAGAGUGAGGAGAGGAAGUUCGCACUACAAAAGCAGCCGGGGUUGGUCCAAGCCCCAACGGACCAAGGUGCACCUAGGAUAACAGGCCAGCACGCUAAAUCGAUUACACAACCUCUACUCCCAGAAUCAACUCAAAAUGUUUAAUAUGAACAACAUAACGCUUAAGUUUUUUUUUUUAAUGUAACUAGCGUGUGUGAUGUUAGGACUUCAAAGAAAAAAUAUGGAAGUUACUAUGCAUGUAUUAUGUGAGAUGAUCGAAGAAGAAAAAAAAAAGGUUUGGUGUGUUUAUUGAACAUGUCCUUUUGCUUGGGCUGUUCCCUUUUUUUAGUGUUGGAUUGAUUAGAUUAUUAAACAUUAUAUUUCAAAUCGAGUUUGAUCA
Molecule: messenger RNA, 1499 nt
Organism: Erigeron canadensis
Lineage: Eukaryota; Viridiplantae; Streptophyta; Magnoliopsida; Asterales; Asteraceae
Product: protein WALLS ARE THIN 1-like
Exons: 6
Coding region: 95-1264 (389 amino acids)
Cellular component (GO): plasma membrane
Molecular function (GO): transmembrane transporter activity
Source: RefSeq, a predicted model, not a curated record